This is a messenger RNA of Toxorhynchites rutilus septentrionalis, 13578 nucleotides long. RefSeq names its product sodium/hydrogen exchanger 3 (gene Nhe2). The transcript has 24 exons. The record is from RefSeq and is a predicted model, not a curated record. Gene Ontology annotation, molecular function: sodium:proton antiporter activity. Gene Ontology annotation, biological process: proton transmembrane transport; regulation of pH; sodium ion transport. The coding region runs from base 940 to 4995 and encodes 1351 amino acids. Lineage: Eukaryota; Metazoa; Arthropoda; Insecta; Diptera; Culicidae. Gene Ontology annotation, cellular component: membrane.
UGAUCAUUUCAGUUGCUGAAUCAAGAAAUGGCGGCCGCAUCGAGCUUGCUGUUGGAAAAGCCGUCUCAAAGUUUUUCUCUGCUGGCAGUGCAGUUCAGUGACAAAUUGGCCACAAUUCAGCUGAAACUAACCGUUUUAGCGGUGGAUUUUACAUUCUAGUGAUUAUUCGGGGCUCACACGUUCCCCGAAAGGUGUGAAAUGUAACUUUUGCAAGUGGAAACCUAUGGUUUCGAUGGAUGGAAAUUUUAUUACAUAAGUGUUCCGGUGAUUUGCUGGAGAAAAUUCUAUUUUCAGUGGUGUGAUUUGGGGGUACCGUGGUAAUGUUAGCAUUUAGGAUACCUCGCAAUUUUUGGUGAAGUUUCGGUGGCAAAAAUAGUAAAAUACUAAGUGAAACAAAAUGUAACUUUUUCUGGAUUCGUCUUGUUUGGUGUCCUGUGAAUAUCUCUACUCACCAAUCAGCACUAGUGUAUAUACAAACAAUAAUCUGAUGUGCCAGGGUCUCCGGAGCUGGAGGUUACAUAAUAUCCGACCUUCAAUUUUCCAACGCAAGCAUCGAAAUUUAUUGGCCCCGUUGGGAAGGAGAAAAUCAAUUUCCAAGAGCAUUCCUGGCCGAACAUUAGCAGUGAUAGAAAAAAAGGCGCACACAAACAUUCAAUCAAACCAAACAUGAUUGCUAAAUAAAACGAACGAGCGGAAGAUCAAACGGAACAUAAAUCUGCACACAUCGUCCCUCAGCCACAUAGGAAUACAUUAUUAGGAUAUCCAAUCGAUUGCUCACAGCAAGCGACAUAGUGGCAGCCGACGGUAGCCAGGGAAAAACAGUGCGGUCGUCAACUGGGGGCUGAACGGCUGGCAUUCUAUUUCGCUUCCAUCGCUGUCAAUAACAGAUCUGACCACGGAUCAUUGCCGGCAUUGUUACGGGGAGGAAGUUGCGUAACCAUGGCACUCUCGCUCCAGCAAGAAGUCAAUCUGUCACGUCGGGCAUGUGGGAUCCGUAGUGGUCACUGCCGCCGUUCCAGUUCUGAUGCACAACAACAACAGCAGCUGAACCACACUCUUGGUGCUAAUGAAACGCCUGCAGAAUCAAUCCAUGAAAUCGCUUUUAAUCAAAAGUACGCCGGAAUCAGUGAGAUCGGUAGUGAUGUUAAGGAAAAGCUUUUACUUGAAAGUGUGCCGCAAUCAGUGGGAUACGGUCCCCGGGCUGCAGAAGUGAGGAAUAAUUCCCGAGUGCAGCGAAAAAUGUUCAAUUGUGAUUUGAUUGCGCAAAUUUUCCUAAUAGUUAAAGUAUUAGUGGUGAGCCGUUUCCGAUUUAACGCGAGUGGUAUUUACAAGCGUCCGGUGCGGUCCAGUAGGAGCAAUAGUUUUAGUAUGUAUUUAGCGAAAAUGGGCGCGUGCGUGGUGCUGGUCAGCUUUCUGCUGUCGGACAGUGGUUUCGCGUUAGCCAGACCCAACCGGGCAGGAAACGAGCCGGAAUCAGUGGCUGCGGCAUCCGAGCAUUUAGUCGGGGCGGAUCUGGUUACGCCUAAUCCGGGUAUGCAUUUCGGUUCCCUGGGACCGAGCGAAAGUCAAUUGAAGCGUUCUGCUGAACUAGCAUCUAUUAUAUCGUCAACAGUGCCGUCCGACGGUAGUGGCGGUACAUCGAAGCAGGAUGAAACCCACAGCUCUGACGGUGGCCACGGCGAAGGUCACGAAGUGGAACGAUACCCGGUGGCGCAGGUGGAGUUCUCACGCGUCGAGACGCCCUUCGUGAUCGGGGUGUGGAUUUUGUCGGCCAGUAUUGCGAAAAUUGGCUUCCACAUGACGCCGAAGCUGAGCAAAAUCUUCCCCGAGUCCUGCCUGCUGAUUGUGGUGGGCGUCAUAAUCGGGGUUUUGCUGAGGUAUGCCACCAACCUGCACGUGUCACCGCUGACGCCGAACACGUUUUUCUUCUACAUGUUGCCGCCCAUCAUUCUCGAUGCGGGCUACUUUAUGCCAAAUCGAAUGUUCUUCGAUAAUAUCGGUACUAUACUUUUAAUGGCUGUGAUCGGUACCAUAUUUAACAUUGGUACCAUUGGUAUGUCGCUGUGGGCGUGCAGUUUAACCGGUAUGUUCGGAGUAAGCAUUCCGUUCUUGCACGUGUUCCUAUUUGCUUCCUUGAUAUCGGCCGUUGAUCCGGUGGCUGUGCUGGCCGUUUUCGAGGAAAUUCACGUCAAUGAAGUGUUGUACAUCGUCGUGUUUGGCGAGUCGUUACUAAACGACGCCGUCACGGUUGUGAUGUAUCAUAUGUUCGAAUCGUACAAUGAGAUUGGCUCUAGUCAGAUUCAGGUAAUCGAUAUCGUUUCGGGUGUUGCAUCAUUCUUUGUGGUGGCUCUCGGUGGCACCAUUAUCGGUGUCAUCUGGGGCUUCCUAACCGGGUUGGUCACUCGCUUCACCGAUCACGUACGGGUUAUCGAGCCAAUCUUCAUCUUUGUGAUGGCCUAUCUGGCGUAUCUGAACGCGGAAAUUUUCCACAUGAGUGGUAUUUUAGCCAUUACGUUCUGCGGCAUAACGAUGAAAAACUACGUCGAACAGAACGUUUCGCACAAAUCGCACACAACUAUAAAAUACGCACUGAAAAUGCUGUCGUCUUCAUCCGAAACGAUCAUCUUCAUGUUUCUGGGUGUGGCUACGGUCAACAAUCGACACAUCUGGAAUACAUGGUUCGUCCUGCUAACGAUAGUGUUUUGUUCCGUUUUUAGAAUUAUAGGUGUUUUGAUAUUGUCGGCAUUGGCAAAUCGUUUCAGGAUACAUAAACUAUCCAAAGUAGACCAGUUUGUUAUGUCUUACGGAGGCCUUCGGGGUGCUGUAGCGUUCGCUUUAGUGUUACUAGUUUCGCCGGAACAUAUUCCGUUGCAGCCAAUGUUUGUGACGACCACAAUCGCGGUCAUCUACUUCACAGUAUUCCUACAGGGUAUAACCAUUAAACCCUUAGUCAGAAUCCUAAACGUUAAGCGCUCGAGCAAGCGGAAGCCAACGAUGAACGAACGGAUACAUGAAAGGUUCAUGGAUCACAUGAUGGCGGGCAUUGAAGAUAUCGUCGGAAAAACGGGCAAUUAUAAUAUUAGGGAUAAGUUUAAGAGAUUUGACAAUAGGUUCAUUCGUCCAUACCUAAUUAAGAAUUUACAGGGUCCGGAACCAAAAAUUUUAGAAACCUAUUCUAAGCUGACGAUGCGCGACGCGAUGGACUACAUGCGACGGAACCCGUCUACGAUUGGCCAGAUGUCAGGCACCGAGUCGAUGAGCGCUCUGUUCCGCAACUACACCGGUGUAUUCGGGGGAAGGUGCGGGACCUCCUUUCUGGGCACAUGCCCAAGCUUUUCUAAUUUGGAAAAUUCAACACGUAACUUGGACAUGCAGGAGCUCGAUUACAAUCCGUCGAAGAAAGACUUGACUGACGCCAAGAUUCACCAUCUGCUAUCAGUGGAACUGAAACCAUACCGAAGGGUUGCAACUCACACGCACCGAAGACUGAGCUACAGUCGGCACGCAGUAGAUGAUCGGGAUUUGACAACACAGCAAGUGAACUACAAAAUGCAGAUGAACAUUCGACGAAUGAUCAGCGAGAAGAAGCAUCACAAGCGCAGCAAACGUGUAAAGGACGGUAAGCAGCAGAAUCACGUCUCAUUCCCCGAAUUCGCGCAGAACGGGACGGCCAAACAGUUUGCGAACGAUUACAUCAACGAAGUGCUGCACGAAGACAACGAGGAGGAUGAGAGGCUGGCGACUGUUCCGAGUGAUGAUUGGGAUGGCGGUGGUCUAACUUUCACCGCGAAAUCCUCACCCGAAUCACCGGCUAACGUGCGGCCAAAGUCCGCGUCCGCCAGUGAUCAUGGCGCCAACGGUAGUCUCUCGACGAGUGCCGAGAUCAGCAACAGCAAAAAUAAUAGCUCGUUGAUCGCACAAAUCACUAGCCUGCCAGGAUUCGAUCCGACGAAGGCACGCAUUGUAAAGCAUGUUUCUAGCAAAUUCACCUCCUCCUCCUCCUCUAACACAAACAUCAGCAAUACCGGCAACAGCAGUGACACUACUGUCGUGGCACCGACUAGGCCCCCCGAACGGCCGGAACGGCUUUUGCCGACCGCGGCCGAAACAUUCCUUCCCUGGCGCAGGGACAAAUCGUAUCAAAGUUUCGUUGACGAAAACGGCGGCGAGUCUGCUAAAAUCGAUAAACGCGCCUCGAGGGACCUGAAGGACACGGAAGCUGAAACCCGCGUCACCACGCCCACCGCUAUAGAGGCAGUGCUUCCAUGGAAACGAGGUGACGAGGACGGAGGACAUGGUGCUAUCAAGCAGAACGAGUUCCCAUCGUGGGCCUCGAAUAAGGAGUAUUUAGCAUAUAAUUCACCAAGUGCAACAUUUUUAGGUGGCCUAACACAACCUAAACAGGCUAAGUCUGUAAUAGGUCUUUUCCGGCGCGAGAGUUCCGGCUCGGGUGGAAUCGUGAUCGGCGGGGUAACGGAUUCCGAGACAUCGACCCCGGUGACGGCGACGACACCGAUCGGACGCACCAAGAAGGAUAAACGAUCCGCGUCGAUCGCCGGCUACAUCACCAUCGAUGGGUCCAGCGACAUCAACGGAGAUCCGCUCGGCGUUUCCAGGGCCGCCGUCCCGCACGCUAAUGCCUUCCCAGUGACCGCUAGCCACAGGCGCAACAACAGACGCGGUUCGUUGCUAGAACUAAGCGGGUACAACACAACCGAUUUUGUCGAUUUCACUAUUGUCUCCCAUCGUCGAUUAUCGAUGAAAUGCUGCGAGGCGAUCCCAGAAGAAAAUUACACCAAGUCCCUGCCAGAACGAGACAGCUACGGAGCCCGCCGAGGACCAGCUCUAAUCAGGGCCUCGGGAACGCCCAAAUCGGCCAACAAUCGCAAGUCCACCAACCCGCAGACCACCGCCCUGCUCUCGUCGAGCUCGACCGAUUCGGAGGAGGAGGAAGAGGAGGAUGAGGACUGCGGCGACGAGCAGCACCCCAUUUGAGAAAUAUUCAUCUAGGUAGUCUUGACUUCGCCUGCCUCCGCCUAAAUCGCUUUUGGCCCCCGCAGUUGUUCCCCUGUUUGUGUGGAAGAACAUAACCCGGCGAGUUGAGCGAAGGAUGCGUCCUUCUUACACAACUGUAGCAGCAUUCAGUAUACUCGGUAUUGUUACUGUAACUUAUAAUUAACCUAAUUUUCCCCCACUUUGCGGGGAAUGUGAAAGUUCUUAUGCGAUUAGGUUACCAUAAAAUAUUUAAAUUUUCUUCUAAUAAUUGACAAAAACCGUUAGGAAUCAAAGGUAGGAAAAAAAGUAACUAAACACGGGAGCAAUAACUAUAGAAUAUUUUUUAGAGGAAUAAUAAUGCAAUUUCUGUUAUGGUAAGAUUGAUGCGUAAUGUCCAGAUUCGUUUGUAUGUUUUUUUGUUACUGUCUAUCGUAUUAUUAAGCACAAUGUCAGAUUUUCAUUAGACAACAAAACGUUUGUUUCAGUUCACACAUACACUUCUUGAACUCUAGUCUUUCUCAAAAGGUAGGUUGGUCGAUGGUGUGAUUGAGCAAAUCACUGGUUCACGUUCCAUAUUGGUAAAUCAAUCGAGGAAUAUCCAGCAUUUGAAAAACAAGAAUGGAGUCAUCGGAUGUUAUCCAUAACAAGUGAGCUUCUUUUGUUCACAUUUACACGGUUCACCAUCUGUGAUGCAUCUAUGAGCUCCAUGUAAAUUAUAGACUUUGUUUUGGAAAUUCUCUCUUAAGAAUACGAAUACUAAAGAUAUCUUCAAAAGCUCGAACCGCCAAGGACCCUACACUUGAUUCCUACAAUGCCAUCGAACACCUUCGAUCUUCUACUACCAUUUAUCAUCAUCCAAAUCACUAGCGUAGCAGUUAUCCAGUUAUUGGAUUAGUAAUCUCUCUUUUUAUGAUUCAUGUACACAACCUAUCAAAGUAGUUAUUGAUCAGUUUUAAUUCCAAAAACUGUAGUGUUGAUUGUUAUUCGAAGAGAUGACGAACCAGUCAAAUCGACAAUGGAAUCAAGGAGCUUUUCUGAUCUUCGAAACUAGAUGAAACCAGAAACUGCUACUCCGUAAAGAUCCGAUGGACACGUAUAUAUGUUGAGUUAAGAAGGGUCUCAUCACGAACGUCACUUAACGGUGAAAACGAAAUGAUUGAUUUGCAAGGUUAGAUACGGUUGAUUCUGUUUUCACCGUGAAAUGAUGUUCGUGAUCAGGCCCGAAGAACCUGAAUUGUCGGGUUUUGAAUAAGGUAAACAUAAUUUGAGGGGUCUGAUGUGUGAAUUGGAAUGAAACUGAGGAUAACCCAGCCUGACGUAAACUCAUCUGCACAUCAGAUGAUAUUAAGAGUUCCAAUGGACACGUUUUUCCCGUCGUAAGAUCAUAAAAAACACCAAGUACUACUCGUGAGUCUUCUUCGAGCAUUGCCCAUGCUUCUUACCCAUAGAGGACAACCGGUCGAAUUAGGAAUUUGUACAUGGUACACUUCGUAUGGGGUCGAAGUUUGUUACAUCUUAAUAAUUUACGGAGCCCAUAGUAGGCGCGACUUCCAUUGACUAUGCGAAAACGUGUUUAAAAAUUCGUUCAUCAAUACUAAAGGGUGUCCCACAUCAAAUUAAAUCACAGAAAAAAACGUUGUAGAAAAUUACCUAGUUGACCGAUCCUUUUCAAACCUUCAGACAAUAAAAUAUAACCCAUUGGUAAACUUGUGGCAUAUUUAUAUCAUUAAACUUCAAUACUAUAACCGUAUGCUCGCACCUUACUCUCAACUCCACUCAUAAGGUUCUGUACACGUCUGGCUGCUGCUUCUUCUGUACGGAAACCCACUUCUUCAUGUCUUCCUCAGAUUUGAUCUUCUUGGGAUGCUUCCGUAGUGCCUGCUCCAUAACAGAUCUGGUUUUUUCGAACAUCAAGACAUCAGUAGGGUUCAAGAACUAUAUAAGUGCGUACAUCUCAGCUGAUGCAUCUGUCAUAGGUUUCAAAAAACAAACAAACAGCCUAUAUCACAGCUGUUUUGAUGCUCGUGGUGUUGGCAUCAAAACAUGGCUGCCUAUGAGAGGGCUGGGAGACACCCACGCCAUAAUAAGAAUAUUGGGCCCUUUGAUAGAAUUCGAGUCGAUAAGAAUUUUGCUCGUUAGCUCUCUUUUACUAUUAUAGAUACCGAGCAAGUCGAUAUCAUCGACCGAGUGAUAGCAAUCGGUGCAACUGUCUGAUUUGUUCGAGUUGAUUGCUUUGCUUGUGGCAUAUGUUCAGUGAAUUAUUGUGUUUUGGUUUGCGUCCCUGUUAUUUUCAUUUGGGAAACAUUUCAGAAACGCUUAAAAAUAUGCAAUCGCAACCCAUGAAAUUUGAGCUCGGCAAGACAUUAGGCCGUAUGAAUAAAAGCAAAAUUCACCUUUACUUUACUUCAUUUGAGCAGUCGAGCAGUGAGAUUAAGUUUUUACUACGUUUGGUAUGAAUAAAAGAAGCAACAAAGUAUUUACUUUUCGAAAAUGGAUGUUUAGCUGAUUUCGUAUGAAUAAAACAGCAUUCAUCAAGUAUUUACUUCGUUAUUAUCAAGUUUGCUCAUGAGCAUACUUUGGAUCUGAAAACACUAUCAUUCGUUUUAAUGUCAUAUCCGAUUUAUGUUUAAUGCUAUCUUGCGCUUGAAGUUAAACAAGUUAACGAUCCGCAUUGAUGGCAUUGAGCUUCGUUUACUAGUUUAGGGGAGCGUGAAAAAAUUGAUUGAUUUUCAGGCGGAAUGAACACGUUUUUAAAAUUUAAAUUAUGAAUGAAAAAUAACCUUUCCGUACCAAAUUGGCAUUCUGUUUAAAUGAAAAACACUUUUCUUUGCAGGUGGUGAAAAAAUCUUGUACGAAUAUUGUUUUUGAAGACAACUUUAUAUUAUAAUGAAAAGUUUCAGUAAUGAUGUUGGAAAUGUAUAGACAAAGGGUUAAAUAAAAGUCGGAAAAAAGUGUUUUAAGUGAUUAAAUAACAUGAUGUGAACAUUUUCAUUCAAAUUUUAACAUUUGAAAACUGGCUUCGUGUCUUCUAAUAUGAUAGGUAUCACACUAACGAGAUAGGGACCCAAACUAUGGUCCCUAACUGAAAGUCGCCACCAGACGUCGACACUAUUCCUUUUUCAUCGCGAAUUCAUGCUUUGUCCAAAAAAAAAACGUUUUGAAACGAAACCUAAACAAUCAGUUGAUAGAUGUUUGAAAAAGUAAAAACUAUGUUCGAAUUCGAAAAUCAAAUUAGUAAAGUAAACUUUUAUUCAUACGGAUUCAAGUAAAUACUAGGAAAGUUUACUUUACUUGGAAACGGGCAGAAUAAGUAAAUACUUUGUUUUAUUCAUACGACCUAUUAUCUCGAUUAUAAUAGGACCCAUUAUACUACAGUCGACUGUCCCUAACUCGAUGUUCUGUAUCUCCAUAUUUUGCCUAACUCGAUGGAUUUCAUGGCACCUUUGAUUGAUUUUACAAGCAUUCUUCUAUCUAUAACUCGAUACCUCGAUGGUCCCUUGGAUAUCGAGUUAGCGAGAGUUGACUGUAUUUCGAAAAAUAUUCAGGAUUUUGAAUGAACGUCGGUCGUCAGUGUUGGUGGUAUUGUUCAGUGACAAACUUCACUAUGGAGAAGGUCAUGUAAACGAAUCUUUCUUGUUUUUUUUUCGCAUUGGAUGGCAAAAAGGACGCGUCCUGAUUUGAGUAAAGAUUGGGGUUACCAUCUGCCUUGAUUUAGCAGGACAUGUCCUGAUUUUGAGAUUCUUUUGGGGUGUCCAAAUUUUCCCUAUAUUCUAGUAUUUGUCCUGAUUUCUAUAAGAAAUUCAAUUUUAUUGAUGAAUCAUAAUCAGGGCCUUACAAUUUUGCUUUAAUUGACAUUUCCUAGCUCACUCAUCAGUGAGUCCUUUCAAUUUGCUGCAUACUCAUGCAGGAUGAAAAAAAUGCUACUCUUCUCAAUAAAAGAAUAUCACUUCACCUCUGAACAGUCUCGUUUCGUUUCACGUUCAUUUGAUCCAUUCUUCACACUGAAGCGAAGCUAUCAAAUCGUCAAAUGAAAAUGAAAAUGUUUUAAAUCUCAAUGAAAAUUUCGUGCUCGGAGCACGGAGCUCGAACCGUAUUUACUGAAAGUAAUGAAAAUGACGAUGUAAAAGGAUGUGCAGUAUGCCAGCAGGCAUAAUCAGUCGCUUGCGCUGGUUGUAAUACUAAUAUGCCCUCAUAUGCCUCUUUUAAUUCCACUUCUUUCGAAAAGACAGUCCGGGAACAUUCAAUUUGGAGAAAUGAAACCGAAUGAAACAUUCAAUUGGAAGCAACGAUCGUCCUUUUACACGGGAAACUGAAACUGACAUAAAGCCCAUUCAUAUGAUAAUGAAUUCGGGUAGUUUCAAUCUGCAAGAGGAAGCGUUUGUUUCAAAUUCAAAGGAAAUGACAGCAGAAAAGAACGAAAUAGAUGUUUCAGUUUGAGUAGAGAAUACUCACAAUCGAAAAAGAUUCUGGCUAAUGAGAAAAGGUGAACUAAAAAGAUAAUUUUCAUCUUCUUGUUUCGAAAUUUUCAAGCUCUGAUCAUAAUUAAAUAAUUUUUGUUUUUGUAUUUUGUUUUUGAGUAAAAACUUUUUGGCCUCGGAUUGCAUCUAUCAGGAACAUAUUUGGUACAAAAUGAAAAACGAAAAAUCUGCCGCAUCGCGAAAAUUGUCAAAUUUCUAGUGCUUAUUGCUCAGUCAUUUGCUGAUGGAUUUUCGAGAUAUUUGCAUCAAUCGACUCCGGCAUUUCCUCAUAAUUGAAUACAAUAACGAAAAUUAUAUAUUUUAUGAAACUAACCAUCGAACAACUGAAAAAUGUCAAGCAUUAUCUACACGAAAGUCCCGCGUUCUGAUUGGUCAAUUGGCACAAGUAAUCUGUACUCUCCCAGUUAAUCAUUCAAUACGAAUACGGGACUGUGCAAUGAAUUAUGCGUUUGAUUUGAUUUUUGAUGCGGUAAAUCAUACGUUUUGAUUGGACCAAUUUGCUCUCCUCCAGUUCUCACCUCAAUCCCAUUCGGCAUUUUUUAUCGUGCGCCAUCCAACGACUAAUCAUCAUCUUUCAGCCAUCAUCGCUCGAUUGUACCUCUGGUGUAGUGAACAAAAAAUACUGAACAAUCAAAUUAAACGCUCCUUUUCAGGGCCAUCAAAUUACUAUCCAAAAGUUCAAUAAUGGAAUGUUUCAAACAUAUACAGAAUCAAUUUUGCAAGAAGAGCUUAACGCAAUCCUACGUCAUAUGCUGUCGUUUCUCGGUCACAGCCCUCCUGUAAUUUUCAUUGGUGACUAAAAUUUUAAAAUGUCUAAACGAGAGUGUCAUUUUACUAAAGGAUGUAUAUCUGGGUAAGGUUGUGACCAGACUCAAUCGAAAGCCAUUCAAAAGGCUUGAUUGAAGACUUUUCGGACCCGCAAUAACAAUGGAGGAGUAAAAUAGGAUGGGAAUGUUGGAGUAAAUUGAUCGUUUUCAUCGAAAAUUACAAAGGUGGUGAAUAUCGUCUAAGGAUGUAGCAGAAAUUUUCGAGGCAAUUCAAGCUCGACACGUGUUAGCAUCUAACAGCGAACUGAAAAAUCGACUGAAACAAAUUUCUCCCCAAUUUUGUGAAGGAAGCUUUCGCUAGAGAUACUAAGAUUCCGUGGAUAUUUAUGCAGGCCGCUGAAAUUAACCUGGCCCUUUCCUAUGCCACCCACGCUCAAUUUGUGUUGGUUGUAAUAGGAAUCCAAGGGCUUUGGUGCAAGUUCAUCAGAACGAGAGAGAAAACUCUGCUUCGGUUAGCACUGAUCGCUUUCGGUGCGGAAUCAAUUUGUAGUAUAUCUUGCUUGCGCCGAAAAUAUGUUCGAGUUAAUAAAUAAAUACAAAACCAUUUUACGCAAAUUUGAAAACAAAACCCGCCCGGGUGUAACUUGGUCACGCUACGCCACUGCCUUGACAGAAUUUUGCAGGAAACUGAACCUGCGAUAAUCUGAAGGUGCAAUAUUGCAAAGUUCUCCCAAGGGAAAAAAAACCUAUGCACAACAUAAAACUAACCUUCAACAGUUUUGGAUGAUGCUGCUGGAAUAGCACCUCCCGAUGAGACUCCUAAAGAAUUAUAUUGGCAAAAAGACAUGAAAUUGAACAUUACCCGGAUGGAACACGACGACAGAACAUUGAUUAAUUCUGAAAGUUUGUCCUGGAUUAGAUAUUAUAUUCAUAGAUAUAUAAUAAAUGAAAGAAUAAGUAAGUAAUAUACUUUUUUAUGUAAGCAGUUCUAAUUUCUAACCAGGAAAACUUUGACAGCGAUCCCAGUAUAUUUACAAAAAUCAGAAAAAUUGGCAUAUCUGGUUAUGAGAGCAAGCCGUACUUUGUUUUUACAAUUUCAUUUGUGUGUUCUUGAAAAUGUGUUCACACCAAACGCACCUAGCCAACUACACAUACGUCCUAUGGAGGUAUUCGCAUCAGUAUUGAUUGAAAUGAAGCAAUAUAUUCUAAAUUUGUAUGAAACUCAUGUUUUCAGUAAUUUCAAAAAAACGGAAAAGCAUUCUUCCAGAAGGGAUGUUAUGAUAUGUAUUGAUACGACAAUGCCGUAAAUAUGCUGUAAAUAGUGCAAAAAUCACGAAAUUUUCCAUAUCGACGUUCAAAAACACCAAAUGAUUAGGAGUCCCCUUCGGGCAUCCUCCUUGCUACGCUCCCAUAGAGGACUACCGGUCGUAUAAGAGAUUUCAGUCAGUCAAUCAAUCAGCCGUUUCUGCACCCCCCUCAUCACGAUGAAAGCUGUACUCAGCUCGUGUAUGUUGUUGCAGCUGUUGUAGAUGGUAUAACUACCUUGCAACGAUCGCAACGUCAAACCUUUCCAGUGCAUCUCCUGUAGCGCUACGAUGUUGAAAUUGCAGGUUCUUACUAUAUCCGAAAAAAUUCGGGUACUCGCAAAAAAGUUCAGAGACUUGCAAUUCCAUGUCCCGAGUUAGGACAUGAGAAACAUACUCUGUCGAGGCACCGGUCCCUAAGAAUGGAAGGCCCUCAAAACAAGCUGCUGUCAAAAUAUUCUUAAAUCGACUACUUGGAGCACUGCUGUUAAAUGAGCAGGUCUUGGUCUUGGAUUGUAGUUGAAUUGAACUUUUCGUCAUCACAAUCUCGUCGGAAGUUCAUUCCCGCGCUCAUUUGAUCAGCUUUUGAAGAAAUUUAUCUGAUACAGUUUCUCAGUUAGAAACUCAUUACCUCACACGCUGAGAUCAAGUAUAUGACACAUGCUAUCUUACUGGCUGUGUGCUGGAGGUGUUAAAUUGUUUGAGAACCCCUCUGACAGCUGGUUCCGGUCUGGAUUGAACUGCGACGACCAAAGCAAAGAUUUUUGAUAUUUGUGAUGCUCCAGAUCAGUGCCGAAAAUAUUCACGUUCACGACAUUCAAAUACGGCGAAUUUCAGCCUGCCUUGUAUUGAUAGCCUACUGCUCAAGCACCAAGCACCAACACCAGUGGAAUGAACAUCAACCACAGCUUGUCAUGAAGUUCAUUUUUUAAUUGCAUCUCCAUUUUGGUCAUGAUAUUCGUAACGUGGAAAUUGAAGAUCAUUGCGUAUUAGUGAAAAUUAAAGCAUAAAAUUCAACGUCAUCCAAUUGAGAGUGAAAUCGAUUAAUGGUAAAAGAUUCUUUCUUGUUUCUGGCGACUUCGACAAUUGAAUGUAUAGUAAAGCUAUUGUAUUUUUUAUGAAUCUACUCCCGAUUGAUCGGAAAUAGCAUACACCCCCCAUUUUAAAUAACAGACGAGCGGAAAAUAAGCAUUAUCUUGUUUUGAUUUCCGGUUUAAUGGUACUGGCUCUAAAUGACCAGCAAUUAUAUAGAACCCCUACGACAUACGAUACAUCAAUAUCGUAUUCCAUUUUGGAAAAAAAUUGUGGCUUCCAGGUCAUUGAAAGCGGCCGAAAAUGGAUUUUGUGAAGUGCGGUUAGACAAAGAAAGUGUUAGAAACUAAGUUCGUGUUAGGGCGAAAUGGCGGUAAUAAAAGAGCAUAGAAAGCGGAAACGGAAACGGAAAGUGACUGCACCUCUCACGCUAAAGGAGUUUAAUUCUCACUCCCGAAAUUCUUCCAAAACUGAAAGUGACGAACCAGCCGAAAAGUGUUGAAAGUCACUUAAUACAACAUAACAAAAGAAACGGCAAUGGAACGCUCAAUGCCGUUCAACAUCGCACAACGGUCACCGCUCAACGGAAACAAAUGUUGCCUUUUCCGGAUUUCUGGUCCUUUCUUUUUUCCUAAAUAUGAAAAUUAAACACGAUUUCAAUAAAAACUCACUGCAGACGGUGAAGAUCAACUUAAAGUUCGUAAUAAUCACCAGAAAUUAUCGACAGUAAUUAAAGUGCCUGAAUGCAGGCUUUACGAAGUUCGUUCAUGCUGUUUUCGUUUAAUAUACCAGACAAAGUUCACGCGUCUCGACUUUUGUGUUAUACUCAUUAUGACAGAAUAUGGUGUUGAGUUUCAACAGAAGAGAAUUCAUCCGACACUGGGAAAAAGCUAAUUUCGUCAUUCGUGAAUAAAUUUUGAUAAUUUGUGGCACUGCUCGAGAUGAUGGCAUCCAAAAUGAUGACAUGUCACAUUUCUGGUUGAGACUGGAUCGUUUUUACUC